This is a messenger RNA of Anoplophora glabripennis (Asian longhorned beetle), 1147 nucleotides long. RefSeq lists its product as uncharacterized. The annotation marks the transcript as partial. The record is from RefSeq and is a predicted model, not a curated record. The transcript is spliced from 5 exons. Lineage: Eukaryota; Metazoa; Arthropoda; Insecta; Coleoptera; Cerambycidae.
UUACAAUGAACACUUUGAUCCCACUCAAAGAUUUGGAGGUAAAAGCCGAUACGACCUGAGAGGCAUAUGGGUAAGAUGUGCUUGCGACUGGCACCACAAGGAAGCCGCAGUUUCCGCCAAUAAAAUAAAAGCAAAUUUCAUCGAACGAACAAAACCGCUACUUGGAAAAGUCUUAGCUCCUAAUCAUAAUGUAUAUUGCGUCCCGAAAGGUCACCGUUUUGGAAAAGUAAUUCCCAAGCCAUUUUACGGCAUAUCCGAGCUGUUGAAAGACUCAAACGUGACGCCAUGUCUGUUUAAGCGAGACUUCUACAAGUGGCUAGGGUCGCUGAACCGUUUGAAAUUGUUGUUGAAACAAAGAAGCAAUAAAGAUUUGCAUUUGGACGAUUUCUACAGGACAGCCAUGUAUUUUGACAAAGAGAAGACGGGAUGGUUGCCGAUAGACACAUUUUACGAGUUGUGUGCCUGUCAAGCACUCACUUUUCCCAAGGAAGACAUCGAAUCUCUUAUGAAAGUCCUGGGCGUUAUUGUCGACGACAAAAUCGACUAUAAAAGAUUCAUUGAAAUGAUUAACAUCCAUUCACCAUCGUUCGAGAUAAUGGAGUUUAACGAUAUCCCCAAGGAAAGCAGGUACUACUUAACGACGAAUCAGGCUGCAAGUUGCGACUACCUGGUAAUGGACAAUUCAGGUAUGCGUGCCGCGGGUGUACCGUCUAUCCGUUACGAUAUACAACAUCCCGUCACUCCUUUCGGAGGUUGCAGGGCGGAUAUAGGACACCUGGGAGAUUAUACUUCGGCUAACGCCUUGAUUAACCCCAGCAUAUACACUAAUUACGGGCUGACCUACAGGGAUUUCUUCGUGCCGAGAUCUCCGCAAACGAUUCGGACCCUAUUCGAAAAAGUGGGGUACAGCUUCCCGGGGGACACGUUCGAAAGGCUGUGGAAAGUUGGCGUAGCAAUAGAUAAAACCGGGUUGGUGUGCGUCGACACGUUCAAGAUGUUACUAAAAACACAUAGACCCUAUCCGAAAUUAGCAGUGGACGAGCAGGAAUGCAAGAAGAGUCCGAAAUUAGCAGUGGACGAGCAGGAAUGCAAGAAGUGUCCGAAAUUAGCAGUGGACGAGCAGGAAUGCAAGAAGAGAUAUCAAUAA